AUGUAUAUAUUUGGUGAAUAUGAAGUGACAAGUGAUGUUUCAAAUGUUUCAUAUGAUAGAGUGAAAACAGAACUAGAUAGUUCAAUUAGGGACUAUUGUUUCUUUUAUACAAAACUUUUUACAAAUAGAUUUGUAUUAAAUUGUAAUAAAGGGAUACCAGAUAGCUAUGACCCUUUAUCAACCAAAGUAACUUUUUCAUCAGGUGAUAAAUCUAAAGUAUUUACCUUGGAGCCAUUGACUAAUUCUGGGCUAGAUAAUAGUUUAGCAAUUACAAGUAUUGAAACAUACCCAGAUUCGCAAAGUAUUCAAGAUUUAAAACUAUUUGGAUAUGGAAGAGGCUCUGUUCUUUUAUUUAAAACUAACUCGGCAGUAUAUAAAAGGUUUUUCUAUUUAAAAUUAAAUGGUUUGCAAUUAAUCUUUCAAAAUUACCCAAUUUAUGGUGAUGAUUCGAGUACAACAUAUUUAGCUCCACUUGGAAUAGGUUCUAAUCUUUAUGACCUUUAUUAUUUCCAAACUAACAGACUUAUUAAAGCAAAUUCAAAUCAGAUAAAAACACAUGUAACUGAUUAUAGUUUAGUUUCUAUACCAACGAUUGGUUUAAAUACACCAGUUUAUUCAACUUCUAUUCCAGUUUUAACUUUAACUUUUACAGAUAAUAAAAAAUAUGAUUUUCAAUCCAUAGAGUAUUGUGUAUUCAACCAAGACUUCCCAAUAACCGCUAAAUUCCCAUUUGGGUAUUUUGAAUCUUCACCUGGAUCAUAUAGUUACCAAGCUAGUUUUUUAUUAAAGCCUCAAUAUAGUUCAACAGCUAAUAUUUAUUAUACCCCACUGUCUCAACAAACACAAAAGACAAUACCAUUUCAAAGUUUUGAUACUUCAUUUAAUUAUGAUCAAGCAUUGGCCCCUACAAUUUACAACGCAGAAAAAUACCAUUUAGAAAAUCAUUUAUAUUUAUUAAAACUUUCUAUUGUUAUCCCCUAUAACUUUAACUAUAUUUUGUGUGAUAAAAAACAUUUUGGAGUCGAAUCUUUGGUUUAUGGUCAUGUAAAUGAUGGUGUGUAUGAACUUACAAAUUUCGGUUCGGAAAUUUCGGUGGUUGACCAGGUUUUUUCAAGAUUCUACAGUCGUUAUGGUGAUAUUUUGGCUGCAUAUGGCCAAAAUGUAGAAAUCCAUCAAGAAGCUCCAUUUUUCAAUCUUGAUUAUUCAAUAAAAAAUGUAUCAUUUUUGUAUAAUAAUAUUGAUGUUACAGGUCAUAGACACUACAAUGUCCUCUACUUUAAUUAUAGCAAUGCACCAAAAGAAUCAGUAUUCAGAUUAGUACCAAUUUCAUCACUGAACGACCAUGUAGUAGAACCAGUGCUAUUUUUUUCAACUUUUAAUGAAACUUUAAAACUAUUUCAAAUUGAAUUUUAUGUAGACUCUAAUGUAGAACUUGGUGAAUAUAGUUUCUUUUUAACAAUCAACCCAUACACUUACUUUAUUAGUAGCUCUAAUUUAGAAACUAAGCUAAUAAUCAAAAAAUCAAAUAUGGAUUUUCAGGGACCGAUGUUUAGAGAAAUUAAAAAAAUUAUUCCAGGCCAACUUAAUGAGAAUAAUUUAGUUGGCACCAUUGGUUGGGAUGUCACAAUCGAAGAUCAAGUAAAUGGUUUUGACAGGGGAUAUGUAGUAAUAAAAGGUGAAAUCGAUCAAUCAACGUAUAAUAUUUCAUUGGAUUUAUCAAAAAUGAAAUCAGGAAAUAGAUUUCUUGGCCAGUAUCAUUUUGGUGUUGAUAUUUCAUACCCAUGCCUAACUCAAAACUAUGUGAUUGACGAAGUUAAACUAUAUGACAAAGGAAAUAGAGUAUCCAAUUUUUCAACACUACUUAUCAACUAUUCAAGUAUAUUCAAUCCAUUUUUAUACUUUUUAAAUUCAACAACAAUUAAUAAAAUUCAAUUAACCUGUGGUUCUGACUCAAAUGAUGAUACACCACCUGUUUUGGAUUCAUUUGUUGUUUCACCAGAAACAGAAAUCGAUGUUAGUACAAAGGACAGAACAAUCACUUUUACUUUUGGUGCCACUGAUCCUGAAAGUGGCAUAAAGAAUAAUACAUAUCCAAUAGUUUAUAUCAGCAAUUCAAAUAAUCAAAUUAUUGAAUGUGUUUCAAAAAUUUUGCAAAUAUCAAAUAAAGAGGCAAAAUACACUUGUUCAAAACAAUUACCUGUUGGAUUUGGUUACCCUGGCAAACUCAUAUAUUCAGUUUUUGGUCUAAUUAAUAAUGUGGGGUUGUAUAGUGGAUAUCCAGCUAAAACACUAUCUGAAAAAACAAAGCCAUAUUAUAUCGAAACCAAGUACACUACAGAAGAACCUUUGAUUAUUGGCACAUUGAACACAAUUACAGAUAGAGGCGGUAACCUAUGGUUAACUGGUAAAAAACUACUCAAGGCACAAAUUGGAUGUGUAAUGUAUAAUGAAAAUACGGUUCAAAACCCGGUAUCAACUCAGUUUUCAACUGUUAUUAAGGUUCCAAUCUUACCUACAAAAAAGCCUUUUGAAAUUUUUAUUAUUACAGAAUCAGGAAAUACCAAUUCGUUAAUCAUCACACCACAAAUUUAUGAUGGAUAUUUUAUUGAAUGUAAUAAUAAUGGUGUAAACAAUGGUGUUGGUUGCACCUGCCCAAACAAAUGGACAACACUCGAUUUCGAAAAGCAAUGUGCAGUACCAAACCAUUAUAUAAUAUCAUCAACCCAAGUAUCAUCAACAACAGGUGGUGAAAUUACACUUUAUGGUUGGUUUGGUUCAGUCAUAGAAAACCAAAAACUGUUUAUUGAUAAUAAAGAAGUAGCAGCACACAAUAUAUCUCCAGAGUCAAUCAAAACAACCAUAGGUCCUGGAAAAGUUGGUCCAGUUCAAUUUACUUUAACACAAAAUUCAGUUCAAUGGAGUGGUUUACUUUAUCCAUAUGAAGCCCCUGAAAAAGAAUGCCCAAUAAAAUGUAAUAUAAAUGGUGAGUGUGAUAAAACUACAGGUAUUUGCAAAUGUAAUCCAAAAUUCACAGGAUUUGACUGUUCAUCACCAAUCAAUGAAGGAAAUGAACCCCCAAAAACCGAAACUGAAGUCGGUAAUAAUGGUUCUACAGUUAUUAGGGAUAAUGAAGUUGGUUUCGCAAUUUCAAUCGAAUCCAUAGUGGAGCUAGACUUAAAUAAUAAUGUAGUAUCAACACAUAAUUUAUCAUCAGUUUGGGAUUUUAUAAAAAAAGUAGACACAGUUUCAUCAUUUAAUCAAAAAAGAAUAAACGACGACAAUACCAAUGCAACAAUAGGUUUAGUUGUAGAAGAGGUAAUCGGAAAAGACAAAGAUUUUAUCUUUGCAGGUAAUCAAUUUACAGUAUCUAAAGGUGGUUUGAAAAUAACACUUUCAAUUUCAAAUUGGUUAUAUAAAAGCAACUUAAAUCGAUUACAGGUACAAAUGUCAUCAGAUAUAUCUAUAUCAAACGACAAUUGCAAUUCAGAUAAUGAAAAUGCUAUGGUAGAGUCAUCAUCACAAUAUUUAUCAAAUAAUAUUAAUUAUUUGAAGAUUUCAAAAAAUAAAAGAGUUUUAUAUGCAAAGUUCCAAGAUAAAAUGCUAGCUAAUGAUAGACCAACCACCAUUACAACUCAGCUGCUAUCAAAGAAUGAAACCUCAGUUAAAAUCUCUUUAAAUUUACCACAUUGUGAGGAGUGUUUAAUAGAUCCUGAUUUUUCUUUAUUAAUUUCUCAAGACUAUAAAUUUGAUUGUCAAAAAUCUAAAAAUUGGAUUAUAGCAGUUGCAGUAGUGGCAGGUGUGGUUGGCCUUGCUUUAAUAUUUAUAGCAUCCUUUAUAAUUUAUAAAAAGAGUACUUUCUUAAAAAUUAAAGUAUAUGCUUUUAAAAAACAUUUAAAACAAUAA
Messenger RNA from Dictyostelium purpureum, 3903 nucleotides. RefSeq lists its product as uncharacterized. The transcript has 8 exons. Bases 1 to 3903 code for a protein of 1300 amino acids. NCBI's taxonomy places the organism in Eukaryota, Evosea, Eumycetozoa, Dictyosteliales, Dictyosteliaceae. Gene Ontology annotation, biological process: sexual reproduction. The record is from RefSeq and is a predicted model, not a curated record.